Messenger RNA from Caenorhabditis angaria, 3972 nucleotides. Lineage: Eukaryota; Metazoa; Nematoda; Chromadorea; Rhabditida; Rhabditidae. The record is from the annotation of a GenBank genome assembly.
AUGGCUCCACAACCGGGACAAUCCAGUAAUCACCCGCUACCAGCAAAGGAGCUCGGAUGUUUCAAAAAGAUCAUUGUGAGUUUUUUCUCUCGAUUCAUUUUGAAAUUUAGUUUUUUGGGGAAGUUUUUCUAGAUUUUGAGCACAGUUGGGUGAAUUUUACAAAAGAAAAAUCAAUAGAUUUCUGUUAAAAACUACUGAGAAGUUGAAUUUUCCUAAUUAUUUCACAAGGGAAUUUUUGAUGAAAUUUAUAUUUUCUAGAAGAUUUUGGCCGGCUGAUUAGCAGCCUGGUGUAAUAAAAUGUACAGCUUAUGAGUUAUGACGUGGGCAAUUUUUGAAAAAUCAUGGUUUGAUAAUGCCAGAGUAGUUAGCCACAAAUUCCAAGCUUUGCCACGUCAUAGCUCAUGUUCAGAGUUGAGCUAAGUUGAUAACAGGGUUCGGUCAAAAACUACUAGAAUGCCAUUUUUGUCUUCAAAAACCAAUGAAAUCCUGUCUGUUUCCAGAAAAGUUAUGAGCAAAAACAAUACAAAGCUGGGCUUAAACUUGCUAAGCAAAUCAUGUCAAAUCCAACAUACGCCGAACACGGUGAAACUCUCGCCAUGAAAGGUCUCAUUCUGAAUUCGAUGGGAAAAACGGCGGAAGCGCAAGAUUGUGUGAAACGUGGAUUGAAAGCGGAUUUAGGUUCGUAUGUUUGUUGGCAUGUUUAUGGAUUGGUGCAAAGAACCGAAAAGAAAUACGAUGAAGCAUUGAAAGCUUAUAAAAGAGCAUUGAUGUUGGAUAAGGACAAUGUGACGAUUUUGAGAGAUUUGUCAUUGUUGCAAAUUCAAUUGCGAGAUUAUGAAGGAUAUUUGGCAUCGAAAUAUGACUUUUUACGGUUGAGAGGCAAUCAAAAGACUUCAUGGAUUGGUUAUAUUGUUGCUCAUCAUUUAGUCAAAGAUUAUGAUAAAGCAUUGGGUGUUAUGGAGGAAUUUAUCAAAAAUAAUAAGGUAGGAUCUUUAGUUUGCCUCAAAAUCAGAACAAUUCGUUUUUUUUCAGCCUGAUGGAUAUGACUUCGAACACUCUGAAUUGAUUCUCUAUCAAAAUAUGAUUUUGCGCGAAGCUGGACGAUUCAAAGACGCUCUUCAUGCUUUGGAGCAAAAUUCGACACAUAUCGCUGAUCGUGUUGCUUAUCAAGAAAUUCGUGGUACACUUUUAAUGGAACUCGGGCAUUUCGAAGAGGCGCAAAAAGUUUGGAAACAAUUGUUGGAUCGAAAUCCGGAAUCGUUGGAAUAUUAUAAUCAACUUGAAGCGUGUCUUAGAAUUAAUGGUGAGAUUUUUUUUGAAAAGAAGGGGACUGGAGCUGAAAUUUUAAAUUGAGAAUUAUUGAAAUUAUGAAGUUCUGAAGUUGAUCAAGAUCAGGAAAUCUAAAAUUCACUAAAAACAAUUUUUUUAAUGAAAAAAAUAAUACUUAAGUUUUAUUAAAAUUUACGAAUCUCGUCACGUUUUUUCUUUUCACAUCGGUGAGUUUUACGAUUACAUUCAUAGCUAUAAUUUUUGCAUUGACCACCUUUGACACAGAAUUGUGAAAUAGCCAGAGUGAUAAGCAUGAAGAAUAUGAAAAUUUUUAGCAUUUUUUAAACAAUUUUUUCGAAAGAAAAUCAUCUAUUUAUGAUUAAAACACCAAUUUCCAAAGUUAUAAAACAUGGGAAAAAUCAAGAAAUCAAAAAAAUCAAAAAUUUUUAGGAAACGAGAAAGACAAAUUAAAAAUGUAUGACGAUUUGGCGAAAAGAUUUCCACGUGCAGCUGCUCCACGUCGACUUGCUCUUUAUAUGGUAGAAGGUGAAGAAUUGCGCACUCGACUACAUUCAUGGAUUGUUCCAAUGAUUCGAAAAGGCGCGCCAAGUCUAUUCGCCAGUCUUGUUCCACUUUAUGAAUUCCCGAAAAAAGUCGAGGUUAUCGAAACGCUUAUCAAUGAAUUUGUGAAGAAAAUGGAUGAUGAGGGAUAUAAUAAUGUGUCUCUCGAGGAAAAUGGUGAAAUUGAGCCGCCUUCGACUGCACUUUGGUUGUAUGUUUUGGCUGCGCAACAUUUUGAUCGAGUUGGAAAUGUGCAAUUGGCUUUGAAUUAUAUCGAAAGAGCUUAUCAGCAUACACCGACUUUGGUUGAGAAUUUGAUGUUGAAAGCUAGAAUUUAUAAGGUAAUUUUAUUUGGGGAGGGUUGGCGAUUCGAAAAAUGCUUUAGAAAUAUCUCAAAAAUAAUUUUUUCAUAAAACCUCGAAUUUUUGAGAUUUGAGUUCAUUUUUGAUCAUUUCCGAUUUUUGUCAAAAUUUAAGAAUUAUAUUUCACAGAAUUUUGGACCCUGAAACCACAGGAAGAAAAUGGUCGAAAACUUCAAUGUUUAAAAAAUAUAAUAUAUAAGAAAGAUGAUAUUUAGUUUUGUUUCUGGACCAAAAAUUAAUUAAUCUCAAAAUGUUUGCAGCAUGCUGGAGAAUAUGAAGAAGCAGCUCGUUUGAUGGAUGAAGCUCAAAGUCUUGACACAGCUGAUCGAUAUAUCAAUGGAAAAUGUGGAAAGUAUUUACUUCGCGCAGGUCGUCUAGAAGAAGCUGAAAAAAUGUUGUCAAAAUUCACACGUGAAGGCGAAAAAGCAUCAUCCCAUUUAACUGAUAUGCAAUGUUUAUGGCAUGAAAUUGAAUGCGGAAAAGCGAAUCGAUCAUUGAAUAAAUACGGCGAAGCAUUGAGAAGAGCACAUCAUGUUGAAUUCCAUUUCAAUACAAUGAUUGAGGAUCAAUAUGAUUUCCAUAGUUAUUGUAUGAAGAAAAUGACUUUGUCAGCGUAUGUGAAAUUGUUGAGAUUGGAAGAUGUGAUAUGGCGAAAUAAUUAUUAUUAUCAAGCUGCGAAAUUGGCGAUUAAGAUUUAUUUGAGAAUGUUGGAUCGACCGGAAGAUAUGAAUGAGCAAAAUGGAUUGAUUCGAGAUGGAAUGAGUGAAAAUGAGAUCAAAAAGAUGAAGAAGAAGUUGAAGAAACAAAAGGAAUUGGAAGAAGAAGCGAAAAAGAAGGAAAAGGAAAAAGAGGUGAAAGAAGAGGGUUUGCAAAGAGGACCACAAAUUGAUGGAGAACAAUUGUUGAAGACUGCGAAACCAUUGGAAGAUGCUGCGAAAUUCUGUCAGCAUUUACAUGUUUUGGGAACUCAACAUGUUACUGGAUAUGCACUUUGUGCUGAAGUUUAUCGAAGGAAGAAUAAGGUUUUGUUGGUUUUGAAAUGUUUGAAUGAGGGAAGCAAACUCGAUUCGCAACAUCCUUUGCUUCAUAUUCAGAAAGUCAAGUUUUUGACAUAUUGUGAGUUUUUGAAGAGAAGAAAGCUAGAAGUUUAAAAACUGAAAUUCUAGCCUAAAAAAUGCACGUUUUUCUAUUUUUAUUUUAAAUUUUUGAUAAAAAAUCAAGAAAUGUUUUUUUUUUUCUAAAAAAAUAUCUAAAUUUUUCCAGGGCCAACUGUUGAAUUGAAUGGUGUUGUAAAAGACACAGCUGAAGAUCUUGUCAAAACAAUUUUCGGAAACGAAACUGAUGCGAAAAAUUUGAAUGAGCAAUUCAAAAUCGCCAAUCAACACAGCUUUGCGCAUCGUUUAGCUUGUAAGUUUUUUCUUGCAAGAACUUUUUUCAUUCGAUAUUUUUAUAGACGCCGAAGCGAGAUCGAGUUAUGAAGCUGAUUCAUCAUUGAACAAAUGGUUAUUGAAAUCGGUGGAAGAUGAGACUGUUAAUGGAAGAAGUUUGAAAAUGUUGAUCAAGUUGAGAGAUGGAAUUGAGUAUGGGAAAUAUGGAAAAUGGUCGAGUGAAGAGGUGAGUUUUUUGGAAUUUCCUGCUAAAUUUUGAAUAAAAAUACUAGAUUUUCAUUAAUUUUUCCAUUCUUCAGAUCACCGAACUCAAAAGAUUGGCUCAUUUGAAAUAUCCAUUAUCGAUUGAAUUUGGCGGUGGAUUGGCUAAACCAAAAUCCGAAACCGAAUAG